AUGUCGAAGGACACAGUGUUAGAGGACUACCUGAACAAGGAUUUCGACUAUACCAAACUAACAAAGACUCAGCUGCGUAAAAUUAUGUAUGAGAACGGAAUUGAGCCUAUUCCCCCUGCAACAUCCAAAAAGUCGGAGCUACUGAGAGCAUAUAAAGAGAACAUUCAUGAUCGCAUUGAUGUGUUGAUAAGUAGGAAGAAGAACAUCUCCUUGGAAAAUUCGUUCCAGAAUGCGUCUCCAAGAAAGAAAUAUGGCUUUACAGAAGUUCCGGAUGUUCCAGAAACGAAUAAUAAAGACGGAAUCCCAAAUAGGAAGUCUCGUGGAACAUCAUCUAGUCCAGGGACUCCUAAAAAAGGAGAGAGAGCUUCUAAGGAAACACCCUCAAGAAACUUCUCUUUAAGGGAUUUUAGCUUUUCAGGAGAUGCCCCUAUCCAGGAAAAGAAAGAUACCUUAAAAGAAACAGAAGAACAAGAUCCCUCAAACCAAACUCCUGGAUCAACCAUGUUUAACAACUCAACAGUUGAUUUCUCAGGUUCUUCGCUCUCGUCAUCUUUCAUCCUUUCGUCUUCUGAAGAACGUUCGUCUCUUUCCAGAAGAAGCGAGAAAGAAACUGGUAAUAUAAAAAUGAAGAAAAGAGCAUUCACUUCAGAUCCAACCCUGGACAAACCUGAUUUUCAAUCCAAGCAUUCUUCUCCCAGGUCGAUGUCCAGCAACUCUACAAGGAUUAAUAUUAGUAGGCCUAGACCACAAAGAAGGAAAGGAAAGUGGUGUUUUGCAACUCUUUUAAUGAUUAUGGUUUCAGUUGGUAUAUACUUUAGGUUUGUGUGUCCGUACUGUUCGGGAGAUAAACUCCCUUGCAUUCCCCCUCCAAGGCACUCCAGAAUUGUAGAUGGAAGAUUAGUAUGUGACAAGGGCUUUAUGGUCAGGCAUGGGAUUUUCAAAGAUUACUGCAUAAAAGACGACCGACGGGAGAAGAAAAUGGAAAAAAAGGUAAAAGAACUAAGAAAAAUAUUAGAGAGGAGGAGUGGAGAUUUCAUGUAUAGAAUGGCUCCUACCAAAUCUAUUCCAAUUGAGCUCUUGACUAAGGACUCGGAAGUAAUAGAAAGACUGAAAAAAGAAGUUGGGAUAAUUAUCUCCAAUGAAAUGAUCUAUUCCGUAAAUUCAAGAGUGUCUGUGAAGACUUUUUUUAGAUAUUACUUCAAAAGAAUACUCAUGAUAUCCAUUCCACUAUCAAUCGUAGUGGUUGUAAUCAGGGUAAUUAGAAUGUUUAGGAGGAAAAAGCAAGAAAGGUUACAGACAGCACGGAAAAUAGUAAAGGACAUUGCAGAUGUCCUAGUGAGACAAAUAUAUGUGUCUACAAAGAAUACGAGUUUCCCUAGUUAUGUAUAUAUAGAACAGCUUAGAGAUUGCUUCGGGGUUGAUAAAAAGAUAUGGAAGGAGGUUGAAGAUAUCAUUUUCAAAAACUCCAACAUAAGAGAGUCUUGUGUUGAAGGUAGGAAGGCUUGGGAAUGGGUUGGGCCCAUUCUUUAUAAACCAGAGUUCAACGGAAGUCUGUUUUAG
This is a messenger RNA of Encephalitozoon intestinalis ATCC 50506, 1560 nucleotides long. RefSeq lists its product as uncharacterized. The record is from RefSeq and is a predicted model, not a curated record. Gene Ontology annotation, cellular component: nuclear inner membrane. NCBI's taxonomy places the organism in Eukaryota, Fungi, Microsporidia, Unikaryonidae. Bases 1 to 1560 code for a protein of 519 amino acids. The transcript has a single exon. Gene Ontology annotation, molecular function: chromatin binding.